GGCGUCGCAUUAUUUAAAGCAACAAACAAGGAAAGGCAAUACGGCAAAAGCAGCACAACUUUCCAACUUCACCAGUGUUUCUGUGCCGGGCAACUGACUUUCUUUGUCGAUUUGUCGCAACGUGCGGCAAACACCAAUAAAAGCUCUCAGCAGCCGAGUGGUGAGUCAUUCUUCAGAAGGGAUACGCACGAUAACAAAGCACGAUGCCGAGAGCGUUGAUGGUCAAACGCCAGAAAAAGUCUGUGCCCUUUUCUUACAGACCGAAACCUUCCACAUCCGAGGAUGACCGCAGUGACCGUAGUGACAGUGGCUCAGAAGUGGACAUUAUUCAAACAAAUUUCGGAUCACCCGAUUCUGGCUAUUCUAGAAGCCCGAUUUCACUGACAUUCAGAGACACCGUGGAUGGUAUAUUUGAAAAACACGACAGGGAAUCUGUGUAUUCGACACCAACAUCUUCGCCUGCGUCGUCAAUUCACAGCACCCCGACCUAUCACUCGCCGUUUUAUUUCUCUGGAUUUGACAGACUGAGCAUCUCAUCUCCAUUGUCAAUAUCUGCCCAGUCGUCACCUUACGACCGGCUGUACAGGGCCAGUCCUGGAGGCAGCACAGGUCUCUCAAGCCCGAACAAGAAGCGUAGCAGUCCGGACUGCGACAAACUCAAGUCGCCGAAGAAGCCCAAAGCAGCCAGAAAGAUCAACUUCGAUGAGGACAAAAGUUCGCCAGUCUCUGGGACAAUUAUCAAAGACUUUUCAGAUAGUGAGGAUGAGGGACAUGUCAGUGGGGAUAUUGACAGCAGUUUGAACUUUGUUGAAGUUACCCCUGAGGCGAAAGCUGAACUUGAAAAGAUCGAGAACAAAAUAGGUGAUUAUAACUGUCAACUUUGCAAGGAGCAUUUUGAGGACGCGUUUCAAUUGGCGCAGCAUCGCUGCUCGCGGAUUGUCCACGUUGAGUACAGGUGCCCAGAGUGCGACAAGGUCUUCAACUGCCCCGCCAACUUGGCCUCACAUCGACGCUGGCACAAGCCAAGGCAACAGGCCAGUCCCAAGUCCACACCGACAAAGAUCCUCUCCGCUGGCUCUCAGAUGAAUCACGGGAUGAUGUCAAGUUCCUUGAGUCCCGUGGGCAGCGUAAGCAACGAUUUGGCGGCGAUCAACAUGAGGAGAGAAUAUGAGCAGACGACUCUGGGAGACAUGCAGACGGAUUUACGGCUGUCGCCAACGGGAGGCUCACUGGACCUCAGAGGCUCCCCAAUGGAAUCUGAAGGACAAUUUGAAUGUGAGACAUGCGGAAAGCGGUUCAGAAGGCAGGCGUAUCUUCGUAAGCACAUGGCAGGACACAACGCAGACGAUGUUCCGUACCCCUGCCAAUACUGCGGAAAGAUUCUCCGGAGUGAGGCGGCACGAUCAAAACACGUCCUUCAGCAUACGAUAGCGACAAGGGAUUAUAUGUGCUCAGUGUGUGGUGACUGUUUCCCGAACAAAAUCACAUUGGAAAAGCACACACGAAUGCACACGAGCGAGAUAUUUGCUUGUAAGUAUUGCCCAAGUACAUUUUACAGUUCCCCCGGCCUCACACGGCAUAUUAACAAAUGUCAUCCCUCAGAGAAUAGACAGGUGAUUCUACUACAGAUGCCACUCAAUGCAGCGUGCUAACGUCCAUAGACUAUAGAAAAGACAAUUCAAUUGUGUAUAAAGGGUACAGUGCAAUAGAGCGUUUUUCUAUUGUUGAAUAGAUAGGUGAUGAGUAGAAGUGUCACCCCAAUGGUUUAGGCAAACGAGCAUGUCCACAAACUUCAAUGAAACAAAGCACUUCAGUAACACAUCGUUGUUUACACCUGCAUUAUGCGAUUUGUCGCCUUCAACUAAACUGUCUCAAAUUGGACCAUGUCCCAGUAUGAUUAUCACCUACUAUUUGCCUAAAAUGACACUGGCCCUAUUUUGUUGUAUUAUGUCCCUACACAUUCAUCCUAAGUGAAGUAUUUGUCCUUGUAAAGAAUAUUGCUCCCUCCGACCACGAUGCUACAUUCUGUUUUGUUUCAUUGAUGUUGUCUGACAAUGCAGUUGUCCAAACUUUCAUAUUGAUAAUGUGUUGAAGUUAUUGUCUUCAUAUCUAAAGUUCAAGGUUGUGCUAAUAGUCAAUACAGACAGAAGUCUGUAUCACAAUAUAUAAGGAAUAUUUAAAGGUAUUUAAAGAUCUCAAAAAUGAGACCAGUCAUUUAAGUCUGCCAAUGAAACUUUAUGUCUACAAUAAGUAUUUAUUUAUUAGAAUGGAACAGAUAUUUCCAAGUCAUGCAUUUAUGAUAUUAUGUCUAAAUUAUUUUCGUAAGAGUGUCUAUUUAUUUUUACACGGCGUACGUCUAUAUUAAUGGGUUGCAUUGUACCGAUAACUUGUUUGAAAGCAAGUGUUUCAUUUAGAUGCAUGCUGCCUCAACGUGGUUUCAAUGAGUCACCAAUUACCAGGGCUUCCUCCUAGCGGUAUUAUAAGACAACAAUUCGAAUUCAGGUAAAACUGGAUCGCGUACGCGUAUGACUAACGCUUCUAUUUAAUCUACAUUGCACGGUACGUCGCGCAGAAGAUUGGAAAAUUACACAAUUAUCUUUGAAACUCGGUGAAAAUGAUGGAAUCUCGUCUGGUCUUUGUUCUUCGACCUCCCCUUUGUCAGUCGUCUGCUUGUCAAGAUGCCUUCGCAGACGUUCCCUGCGGGCAGACGACUUUUAGAAUUCUAACGAUUUCUUGUCGGAGGGCUAAGUUGGAUUUGCAAGAAAAUCGCCAAACAAAGGGUUAUGACUAAUGCAACCGUCUGGGUGAUGUACCGGCGCGUGUGACCGCUUAAGGGGUAUUUAAAAUGGACCGCGUAUUGGCAUUGUCUUUGAGAAUGUCGUAAGCUUCAUUAACCCCAUCGUACCUCACAUCAAACGUUAUUACUCAGGAAGUUCACCAGAUAGAUAUCAGGGAUUUCCAAUUACACUGGCGAAAUUUCACUUAAUGUGAUUUUAAUUAAGAAACGAUUAUUCACAAGUAUUAUGCCAUAAAUACCAUUCUCUGAAAUAUUUCAACUACUGAUAGAUAAAUGGUCUUGACCAUCGUUAAAAAUGGUCUCGGUUAAUCAUCAUUUUAAAGGAGCUUAGCUAUUGUCAUCGAACACACCUCACCGCUCUGACCAAAGAAAAGUUUCGCAAUAUUGUUAGACUAAAUUGAUGAGUCACCUCUCAUGAGAGAUAAUUAAACAAUGGAUCCGCUGAGGUCUGCAUCACCACGUACAGCAUGCAUCAUCAGGUCACUGCAACCCAAUACUGUCAAUUGCUUUUAUUUAUUUUGUGUAAUUCCCAUAGGUUUGUGUCAGUCCUUGUAAAGUACUGUAAUGUUGUAAAGUAUGUGUCGGAAUUCUUUAAAACUACCAUGAUCUUUGGCAGUAUUCAGUAUCACAAAUUCAAUUGGAAUUCUUUAAACCUAUCAUCAUUUUUGGCACUACGACCACAUAUGAAAAGUCUGAAAUCACAAUAUAUAUCAACACACACUUUACACCAUCGGUACUCACGUGACUAGUCUCGUUGUUAUUUUUAAGUUGUUCGAGUAUUUAGGUUUCGUUGUUGUGCAAAGUGUCGAUAUUUCAAAGAAAUCAUCUCGUUCUUGAAUAUAUGCAUUCGUUUUCUAGAACUACAUGAUGACUUCCCUUAGUUCCUCAAAUUCGAUUUUUGAUACACAUGACGAUAAUUGCCGUGGUAUAGUACCAUCGCGCAUAAGCAGAUCUGCUAUUUCACAAUUUCACAAUUUCACAAAUCUCCUUCUCAACAUAAAACAGUUUCAUAACGACAACAGUUUUCAUUGCUGUGGUUCAUUUUACCGAUUUCAUAAUAAAAAAGGCAGUAAAUGCUUCCGGUCGUUUAUUGAAUAUUGAAAGUUUAGUGUAACAUGCUACGUGUGGAUUCCAAUACUGGGAUAAUUUUACACAUCCCGAACUAAAACGAAGAAAAUCUGCAAUUUGGUUUUACAAUGUGUUUAGUAAAGGAAUUAUCAUCUUGACUUACUUAUCGAUCUCUUCGCUUUGCACUUACAACAUAUAUAUAUGUUCUAUUUAUUUAUUUAUUUUUACACACAUACACAACUCUUACGUCAGAGGCAAUAUUCAAAUGUCUAUAAAUAUAUUUUCAUACAGAUAUCUUCAUGACAAGCAAAAGCUGAUGGUUGCCAAUAAACUCAUUCCAUACAAAGAUACGCAUAACAAAAUUUGAGAAUUUCAGCACAAAACUGAGAAGGAUUUUUAUUGGUAUAUUAUCUUGCGAUAUCUUCUUACCAUCGAAUUCCCACCUUUUUUUCACAUCUUUUUAUAUCCUAAAUAAUGAUACUCAUCUCAUGGUCGUAACGUCACAAUGUGAUUUACGGAUUCGAAACAAGCAGGAAACUGAAAUAAUCCAGUCGAGUUAUUUCUAUAAGUUUACACCGUACCAGACUAAACAAAUUAUAAAUCAAUUCUUCAUACUGAGUAAUCGAUAAGCAACUGUUAGUGAUUGAUUUAGUUGGCUUCCAUCAGCACUCAAACAUCGUCUGCUCGGGCUAUUGAUCGCGUAAUUGUUAUCAAUGUGCUGCUAUGAAGUUGCGUAAAGAGACGCCGGUUCCGGCUCUUUGCUGUUAAAGGACCAUUGGUAUUAUUAAGGGUAAUAUUACUCAGCUGUCGGCUGCCCAGUCACCUCCUAUUCUACAUAUUAGUAGUUUCCAUCAACAAAUUGCACAAAAAAAGUAAAAAUUCAAAAUCCGACUGAAUUGUCACGCUUUUCCGAUAUUGACUCAGAUUUGACCCGAGUUAGCUCUCCGUGCGUCGAUUAUUUCCAUGUGGGACGAUGUACUAAUAAGGUGCUUCCUGGAGCCAUGGAUCUACCCCUUGACGUCCUGGUGUAGAUAUCCUUUUUUACCGACGUCACGCUGAUGGCGCUUGAUUAAAGCCUAAUUCCUAUUGGUAUAUAUCCCUUGCGACAUUGACGCGUGUUAUUAUUAUAUAUUUGACUUACUAUUAUGUAAAGAUUGGUAUAAAAGAGUAUUUACAUUUCGCUCAGAGACUGUCUAUUUUGUAUGCGAGAUCUGUUUCAAGUCCAGUAACACAUAAUCUGUGUACAUUGUUUUGUAUCCAAUUGUAAAUGAUAAAGUAUUUUGCCAAGGGGAUCAACUUUGUAAUAUAACUUAAAGAUGACUAUUUUCUCUAUAUAUUCUUAUAGUGCAAUCAAAUGGUGCAAUCUUUGCAUGAUCAGUGUUGGUAUCAUCCUUCUUGGUCAAGGUACAUCAGUACAUACACUGUAUGUGUGUACAUGGACCUCAAAUCAAGUUAGGAGGACACGCAUACUGGCCAUGUUUUGCCUUUAUGUCUACAGUAUGCAUGACAUGUCCCUAUUGUCUCUAUACUUUCUACAUUCCCAUAUCUUACACGUGACGUGUGUAUGUACUUCAUAAUUACGCGUGUACACAUAUGUUUUCAAGCAUGCAAAUCUCUCAUAUUACGGUAACAACUUGAUUACUUGAUUUGAAGCAACAUUAAACGUGUUCCCCAUUAUUCUCCAUUCAACAACAAGAUUUUACAUUUUCCUUUCUGCGCAUGCCUGAAAACAAAUGCGUAACACAUUGUUUUGAACUCGCGUUGUUGCUUGCGUGCUUACGUAUGAGUUCACGCAUGCGUAUACCAAAGUGUACGCUAAAUCUGUAAACCGUGCAUGUACAUAGGUAUAUUUUUUCAAAUAAAGUGCAUUCCUCCGAGUUACAUUCCGAAAUUUAAAGCGUGUAAUCCGUCUCAUAUCUGUACUUUUCUGCAUCUAACUUUUUGAGGAGUGAUUUUCAAAAUGGUUGAAACUUUUCAAAGAGUUUGGAUAUUUUUGUAACAGUUACUCUUCCAACGAUCUCAUUGUUUCCUUGUUCACACAGAACAACUUUCUGGUCAUCUGACCAGCAAACGCUUGCACUCACAGACCAAUAAUGUUUCGUUAUAACGUCCGAUGACUCACUGUUAUCCUAGAGGGUCCAUUCCAGUCCUGGACUAACUUAGUCAAUUUUCAGCAAGCUAAUUCGAUCGAUUAAUUAAGGUACCAGUAGAUAAAGACAUUCCGGGACGGUGAUAUCACCCUACUAGCCAUUGUGUGACGUCACGCAGGCUACAGAUAUGACUAAUUUAUUGUCAGUCCACUUUGUAACAGCAGAGGAGAGGCAAAUGGACGCUUUAUCCUCACCUUUGAUACUGGUGAAAUAUUUUGGUCUUGUGGCAUUUGCUAAGAUGUUUGGCCACCAUGAAAACUCAAUCUUCUGCCAAUAGUGACACCACAUGACUUGCUCGAAGUUACCAAAGAAUCUUCGUUAGACCAAUGUGAAACAGCGCUUUCUUCCAAUAAUGCCACAAUGUGAGUUUGCCAACAGAACGACUUUCCUCUUUCUUUAAAUGCAAUAUAAACUGUCUUCUUUAGUCUUCUUAUUAUAGAGUACAAAAGUCAUCCCUGUGAUCGUUCGCACUGUCACAAACCAGAUCAACAACACUCCCCAAUCACUCGAGAAUGUUCUUAUAAUCACAACAUAACACUAUUUCAUUAAGCACCCUGGUAUCGAUGCUCUCGAAAUGAUCAAUUGGUUGCAUCUGGCAAAAACAUAACAAAUCAAUGCUUUGGCGAAAAUUGCAUCAGAAGUGAACAAUGGCAUUCUGAGUGCCUAUCAUUGCCAGCAUUUUCUGUAACAUUCCCUCGAUGUACGCGUGUAACAUUUGUGUAAUCAAUUCCAUUAAAAAUUUACCAUUCUUUUUUUCUAAUUAAAAUUCCCGUUUUAAACUCGUAUCAGAGUCGAAUAUCCGUACCUCAAACCUUCCCUCUCAGAGCUCAACCUGUCUUGACAUCUUUACAAUCUGUUUAUAUUUCUUUUCAGUAGAUGUAUAUUCAUACACUAGGUAACAUAUUCCAAGCAAUACACACGCGUAUCACGGCAUUUUCCUCUCGUCAAAAGUACACUGCAGUUUUACAUUUUUUUCUUGCCCAUCACUCCAACACCUAGGCUUCCCAUCUAUCUGUCCACAUGUAUACAUUCCAGUUACAAUAGAGUUUCUAACACGAAACUGGAUAGGUUUUUGAAUAUUACCUUUGUAAUAGCUACAAUGUAUAAAGCAUCCAUUCAUGCGGUUAUUUUCUCAGAUAAACUCACUUUUCGAGGAAAAAUAUGCGCCACUUUUGAGAUUUUGUUAACUGUGGUCCUAAAAUGACAAACUUCUUACGUGUUCCAAACGAAUUCCAUCAAUGUUCAUUACUCCAAGCUUUGUUUUUCAUGAGAAACGCCUUUGUAUCUCUGAUGCCCAUAGGCUACACGUCCAACGUAUUUUUGUAAGUGCGUGUUGAAAUAUAAUGAAAUAACUCGUGAUAAUAAUAUUGUAAAUAGUUCAACUUUCCAAGCGAAUGAUGUUUCUUCCCCUGUGACAUUAAAAGGUUGUAAAAUAUCUGUAUAGAUCUAAUUUUGUGGAGGAUCAAGCCCGGCUGAUAUAUAUUUUUUAAUUGUUGUAAGAGUAAAAUAACUUAACCUUUGAAGACUUCGAUGACUCUGGGAAAACGAAAGACACCCGAUCAUGACAACCUUUUCUGUAAAUUUAUUUGUCAAAUGUUCAUUUUCUGAAAUGAUGAAGAAAAAAAAUUGAAUUUCUGAUUUUAAAUCUUCUCUGAGAUUCAAAGUCGUCCAAAGGUUAAGUAAAACAUUGUACUUCCAGGUGUGUCCGAUAUAUUGAUAUGCUGAUGGUGUAUAUUUAUGAAAAGGUUGACCUUUUCCCCACUCCCCAACUUCUUGUGCCCCAAAUUUCACUAAGGGAUUCCCUGUUUCAAAUAACGAAAAGUCUAAGGAUGACUGUCAAAUCAAUGUAUGAACAUUUAUCGACAAUGAAAUAAAA
Messenger RNA from Lineus longissimus, 7891 nucleotides. Its product is annotated as insulinoma-associated protein 1a-like. Gene Ontology annotation, molecular function: DNA-binding transcription repressor activity, RNA polymerase II-specific; RNA polymerase II cis-regulatory region sequence-specific DNA binding. The record is from RefSeq and is a predicted model, not a curated record. Gene Ontology annotation, cellular component: nucleus; transcription repressor complex. Bases 204 to 1652 code for a protein of 482 amino acids. The transcript has a single exon. NCBI's taxonomy places the organism in Eukaryota, Metazoa, Nemertea, Pilidiophora, Heteronemertea, Lineidae. Gene Ontology annotation, biological process: negative regulation of transcription by RNA polymerase II; neuron differentiation; regulation of cell cycle process.